Molecule: messenger RNA, 456 nt
Organism: Paramecium primaurelia
Lineage: Eukaryota; Ciliophora; Oligohymenophorea; Peniculida; Parameciidae
Source: the annotation of a GenBank genome assembly
CCAAUUAAUUUAGAUCCUUAAUCUGGUGAUAUUUCAUUAACAAAUCUUUAAAUCCCAGAUUUAUAUUUGAAAACACCAUAACAUAAUAUAUUAGCGCGAUUGUCAAGCCCAAUAGAAUUAUCAAGGUUAUUUUUGUCAUAAUUAAUUGACCAUUUUAGAUUUUCAACAUUAAAUGGAUUAUUUUCAAAUUUAGUCCUCUAGAAAUAAUACACUUUAUAAGAUCAUAUAUUACCUGGGUAUUCUUAGCAGAAUCCAUUUUUAAAUAGUACUGAGUCAAAAUCACACAAGUACCUACAUCCCAAAAAUUUCACAUAAUAUUAGUUAAUUGGACAUAAUGGACAAAUAUUUCCAGAUAUUGUACCAUAGUAGCAACUUUAACAUUAAUUUGGUGCAGGACCAUCACAAGUCUUGCAGGAAGGAUAGCAUUUGAGUUUUGUUAUAACAAUAUUUCUUAUA